AGGCUACUUCGGCAAGUACUUGAACAAGUACAACGGCUCGUACAUCCCGCCCGGUUGGCGCGAAUGGGGAGGGCUCAUCAUGAACUCGAGGUACUACAACUACUCCAUCAACUUCAACGGCGAGCGGAUAAAGCAUGGUGACGACUACCACAAGGACUAUUACCCCGAUCUCAUUGCCAACGACUCGGUCAACUUCCUGCGCGAGUCCCGCCAGUACUUCCCCCGCGAGCCAUUUGGCCUCGUCCUCAGCUUCCCCGCGCCGCACGGCCCCGAGGACUCGGCCCCGCAGUACAAGGACAUGUUCUUCAACGUCUCCACACACCACACGCCGACGUACGACUACGCGCCCAACCCGGACAAGCAGUGGAUCCUGCAGGUGACGGGGAAGAUGAAGCCGAUCCACCGCGAGUUCACGGACCUACUGAUGACCAAGAGGCUGCAGACCCUGCAGAGCGUGGACGUUGCGGUGGAGCGGGUCUACAACGAGCUGGAGGCCAUGGGUGAGCUGGACAACACCUACAUCGUGUACACGUCGGACCAUGGCUACCACCUCGGCCAGUUCGGGCUCGUCAAGGGCAAGUCAUUUCCCUUCGAGUUCGACGUCCGGGUGCCGUUUCUGGUCCGUGGGCCCGGUGUGGAGGCAGGCGCGGUCGUGGACGAGAUCGUGCUGAACAUCGACCUGGCGCCGACGUUCUUGGACAUGGCGGGUGUUGUUGCACCGGCGCAUAUGGACGGCCGGUCGUUCCUUCGCUUGCUGCAGCUGCGCGGGAGCCGAAGGCGCAAACGCCUGCGCUGGCCGGACACCUUUCUCAUCGAGAGCAGCGGGAGGCGUGAAACUCCGGAGUCCGUGACUGAGGCCAGGCACAGGUGGGAGAGUUUCCAACACAAGUCGAUGGGAGGAAACACCAGUCUAAGUUCGCCUUCGUCAAGCACCACAGCAAGACCGACGACUGCUGCGGCUGAUACUAGUCACGAAGAGGACGGAUCCGAGGAGGCGGCCAACACCGACGAGGAGGAGAACGAGGAGGAUCAAGAGGAGGAGGAGAAUGAUAAUGACGAUGACUCAGUGAAUCACAAAACAAAUAACUCAUUAAUGAGAUCGCCUCAAGAGGAGUUUCUAAGCCGUUCCCAGACUGAUUUGCAGCUGGACAACCGAGUUGUACCUGUUCUUCACCCUGCAGAGCACACAACUCCAUCAAAACAUGAACGCUUGGCUUUGGAAUGCAAGCGCCCUGAAAUGCAAACUCCGUGUCGGUUUGGUCAAAAGUGGCAGUGCAUUAUGGAGGGAAACAGGUGGCGCAAGCACAAAUGUAAAUUUGAAGGAUCUCUUCUAUUCCGUUCCUCUCUCUCACGGGACACUAGUGGAGGCAAGAGAUGUGCUUGCUUUACUCCAACAGGCAUACUCUACACAAGAUCUGAACCAGAAGAUAGACACUCUCAGAAAGCUUCAUCCAGGAAAGACAAAGACAGUAAGAAUUUUAAAAUAAGAUUUGGACACCUUGCACAGUCAGAGGAUGUUUUAUCAACUCAUCGCUGGAAACGCAACACAGCAUCAGCCUACAUCAACCCCACCCAAAGUCUUCAUAUCUCACAAGGGCUGGCUGAGCGAUUUCAAUCAAGUUUCACAAGAAUUAAUCGUUCAAAACGACAAACUCUAGAGCCCCUUGAUCAUGUUGUCACCAUUAUGGAGGACAUCAAGAAAGAAAUGCUUAGUUUGGAGCAAGCUUCAGCUAAAUCAAAAACAGAUGAUCUGCUAGUAGAUGAAGACAGAAAUAAGACUGCAGCAACACCAGAUUGCACAGUACAAUCAGCUGGUGGUGUAGAUUGUAAAUAUGCAGAGUACACAGAUCCAAAAGUAUGGAGAGCUCACAGAGAAAAAAUUGAUGAACAGAUACGUAAUCUGCGUGCUCAAUUAGAAGGUCUCAAGGAAAUUCGAAGGCAUUUGAGAGAGAAAAGGCCACAUCUAUCCACUUCUCACAUGGAGGCUAAAGAUGAUAUUGGUAAUGGAGAAAAUUUCAAUGGCAAAUCACAAAGUUCAUGGCAUCUCAAGCAUCACAAUCAUCGCCAGCACCAUGGAGAGAGUCACAAUCAUCGAAGGGGUCGCCCUAGCCAAACUAACAUAAGUACCCACAUCUCCCAGGAUUCAAUUAAUAGUUAUGCUACUGGGAACAGGUCAACUACACUCAGUACAUCAGAUUCCUCUUUGACUCAAAAUUUAAAGCAAAACCAGCCAAUUGAAAGAAAUUUAGAAAAUAGAAAUACUAUGACUAAUGGAUGGGCAACAGAUCCUAACUCUGGACAACCUUGGGCUGUCGGGAUUACUCCAGGGCUAUCCUCUACAAAUCCGAAGAGUAAGACCUUAAAUAAAAGUGGAAUGAAUGCCUCUCCAGGAAGAAUUGAUGUUACAGUAAUACGGCCAGCUGGUGGAAAUAGAAAACCGCUAAUUCCAGUAUAUGAAUCACACGAGCAGCAUACCUGCUAUUGUGAACCUGAUAUGUCCCCAAAACAAAAAGAAAAGGAAGCAGCUCGUCGUGAUCGAUGGAGAGUCAAAGAGGAACGUUUGAGAAAAAAAGAGAGGAAGCUUAAAAGAAAGGCAAAGAUGGAGAAAGAAUGUUUAUCAGAACGCAUGAAUUGCUUUAACCAUGACAAUGAUCAUUGGAGAACGCCACCUUUAUGGACAUCUGGUCCAUUCUGCUUUUGCAUGAAUGCCAAUAAUAAUACAUACUCAUGCAUCAGAACAAUAAAUGUUACCCAUAAUUUCCUUUACUGUGAAUUUGUCACAGGUCUCAUCACUUAUUAUAAUCCAUUUGAACAAUGGAACAGGGUGCAUACUCUUAAUUCCAGCGAGUUAUCUUAUCUUAGAGACCAAUUAGCCCAUUUAAAGGCAUGCAAAGGGAGCCGUCAAUGCACUGUUGGACCAGGUGCUCCUCCUGCUCCUAUCUCCUCUGUUACUGCACCAAUGGCAUCACCUUCUAUCAGCAGAAGCGGUGCCCUUGGUCGAAAUAAUGGAAAAAAGCGGAAACGCCCAGAAAACUCAGAUGAAGAGGUGACCAGCCGCUCUCCCUUUGGCUCUUCAAAUACUGCUUCUAGUUCUGACCAAAAAAAAGCAAAUGGCAACGCCAACCCAAAACUCACAAAGAUUUGGAGUGGAAGAAAACCUUGGGCAUCAAAUGAGCAGUGGCAGUCACAGCAUCGGCGAGGUAGCAAGGGAAGACCAAACAGAAAGCCAUCAUCCCGAACAAAUAGACGUAGGCUGGAGAGUAGCUCACAGGGCACAAGAACUGACUGAAAUUUCUCAGCGGCAUAGAUAUAAGCGGCGCCACCGACAGCAUCAUAGACAGCAAGCCCAGCAGUAGGGUGAUGCUGCAUCAAUAUUGUCUCUCCAGGAGGAAGCUUUCCUAUAGAAAUGCUCAUGUUAUCAGUCCUGGAUAGCACAGUUAAGACUGACUUUUUUCAUCUUUUUAUUAUAUUUUUACUAUUAUUAUUAUUAUAAUGUAUGUAUGUGUGUGUAAAAUACAGAAGUCAUCUUCAUCUUCAUUGCCCUAGUAGAACUGGUUCUUCAAAAACGAAUUAAAUCAGGUUUAGUGGAUAAUUUAGCUAGAAAGUAAUCAAAUUUCAAUGUUCGGUCAACUAUACAUCUACAUUCAUUUUGUGCUUCUUCACUUUCAUGCUGCUGACUGAAAUUCAUAUCAUCACUUUUUUCUCUCUGUACAGACUGUGCAAAAUAUGGAAUGAAAUUUGUGUGAUCUGUGAUCUGUUAGACCCAACGGGCUUGAAAAUUUAUACCACUCUGGCCUACUUACUAACAUGACGAUGUAUUUAGUAAGACGACACAUCCUUCUAAUUUUUCCCCCCAUGAGCUUAGCUUAGACUUCUGAUUCCUUCCUGAAAAGGAAAGCACUGAACUGGGUAAUGUUCCUAUAAACAGAGGCUUCCUCAGAGAUGCUUCAUCCUGUAAGAAACUGUAGUAUUUAAAACAUUGUUUUGUUAUAAAUUAUUUAUGUUCUUUUAAGAGAUAUAUUAGACAUAUGUGAUAAUAAUGGAAUGGUCUGGUCACUCAUUUAAUGUGUUACUUAGGUUAAAAAGGCAAUUGGUCUGCUCUAGAAAAUAUCAUAGUUACACAUAGAUGGCAUGGUUGAUGCCUGUUAGUUGGCUAACGUCCACAUUAGUCAUCUAAAGGGCUUUAACCCUAACAUAGAUUUGAAAUAUGUGUAGUAGACUACCAGCCCUAAAAGAGUAUUUAAAAUUUACUGGCAGUUUCUAGGUAGCAAGAUUCAAAAAUUUAGAGAAAGUUACCUACAAUUGUGUUUUAAACCUUUGAGGAUUUUGGUUUCUUUCCUAUACUAUUGAUUUCAAUCACAGUAGUAGAAAAGGUAAAAUUGCUACAGCACAGCUGUAAAGUAUUGAUUAAAACCAACUUAUUCAAAAAGACAAAGAGCUUUAAGAUAACUGUGAAAAAGAAUUGAAGUAAUUUGAAACAGUGCAUGUAAGUCUUACGGAGAUUAAUUAGCCAUGUUUUAUAUUCCAUAGAGACAAUUAACACGUUGAGUCCCACAUGACCACACGUAUGGACACAAUAAGGAGUGAAUGAUACCCCCCCUGGGACUCAACGUGUUAAAGGCAUAAAUCACCUAAUGACAACAUAAAGAUAAUUUUUGAUGAAAAAACAUCUAUUAUUGUAAUCUAUUAAGUGCUUGCCAUGAAGUACAAAUUUGCUUUGAUUCAGAUUGAAAUCCAUUUAAAAAAAAGCAGCAAUGAAUGCGUGGAUGUACAUAGAAGUUAAUAAUUUAUUAUUAUUAUUUAUUUAAUACUAAACUGCCAUAUAUGUUUCCUAUUCUUCUGUACAGGAGAUAUUUAAGAAAAAUCAAACUGCUUCCCUCCAUUGCAAAUUGUUAAUAAAUAAUUACAAAUCCAA
Frankliniella occidentalis (western flower thrips) is the source of this 4915-nucleotide messenger RNA. It is a transcript of the gene Sulf1, whose product is annotated as extracellular sulfatase SULF-1 homolog. The transcript is spliced from 13 exons. NCBI's taxonomy places the organism in Eukaryota, Metazoa, Arthropoda, Insecta, Thysanoptera, Thripidae. Gene Ontology annotation, molecular function: N-acetylglucosamine-6-sulfatase activity; glycosaminoglycan binding. The coding region runs from base 80 to 3289 and encodes 1069 amino acids. The record is from RefSeq and is a predicted model, not a curated record.